AUGCCUGGUCGGGGCAGCAAAAGCUCUUUGUCAAGUUCUUGGGGCCGGCUGAAGCCAGUGGAACAAGAUCCUCUGCAGAGCAUGGGAUUACCAUCAAAAGGAGAUGCUCGAUUGCUUGAUUAUAAAACCCAAGAGAAUUUCUACACCAAUAUUGUGGACAAAUACAUGGCAUUCUGUUCCGAGGCGGGGCAACGGGACGAGCUUCUACGCCGCUUAUCUUCCCUUCAUAUCGAUGUGAUGCCCGCUGCCGGUAGUCAUAUACCAAUCCCUCAAUAUCCUAAUAGCAGUGCUGGAGCUUCGCGUUUCAUUCCUCCCAAUUAUAUGUCAAGCGCCAACGAUCUCUCCGGUAUUCUGGCAGCUCUACGAAAACUCAGAGAAGGCAUUGUCGCUUCAAACCGUGUCGAUGAUUUUUCGGCACAAGCAUACUUAUUCUGUAUACGCUUGUCUGUCUUGGCGAAACAGCCAGAAUCAUAUCAUGCUGCUAUAUUACACCUUUUGAAUGUAAUUCAUGUCAGACACCCGCUUACAUCAUUGGAAGUUCAAGAGGUAGUUGGAUAUCUUGUGCUGGACACAGCGUGUCGCAGACGACAGCUUGGGGAGGCUAUUGCGAUUCGCCAGCAAUUCAAGCUGCAAGAUGAGAAAGCGUAUCCAGAAAAAUGUGGACGGCCAUAA
This is a messenger RNA of Metarhizium acridum CQMa 102, 672 nucleotides long. Lineage: Eukaryota; Fungi; Ascomycota; Sordariomycetes; Hypocreales; Clavicipitaceae. The record is from RefSeq and is a predicted model, not a curated record.